GGCGGCAGCUCAUUUCCGCAUGGCAGGUCACUCCACUGUGUCGAGUGUCUGAAGCCGUUGCUGGCUUCUUACCGCCUGGCUUCAGUUUAAAUAUUAUAACCUCACGAUAGUUUAAUGUGUAUGGGGAAAUUAUCUGUUUUUCUUAAGCGAUCAAAUAUGGUCUGACUCGAACAAACGAGCUGUGGAAGAUAUCGUCCAUUGAAAGGUUUUUUCCAAGAGCUCAGAGUUCUUGCUGAGGACAACAGAGCCAUGAUGUGCAUCUGAAGACAUCUUGAUCACAUGGGCUCCUAUCCUGUGCUAACCCAAUGGUUUAAUCGCCAGGACUCAAAAUGAGCAUAAGCAGUGAUGAGGUCAAUUUCCUGGUUUACAGAUACCUGCAAGAGUCAGCUUAUUGAACUUCAUCUCCAUCCCAUUUUCCAAAUUACCCACACCUCCUUCAGGCUUCUCCCACUCAGCGUUCACCUUUGGCAUAGAGAGCCACAUCAGCCAGUCUAACAUCAAUGGAGCCCUGGUGCCCCCUGCUGCCCUCAUCUCCAUCAUCCAGAAGGGCCUGCAGUAUGUGGAGGCUGAAGUCAGCAUCAAUGAGGAUGGAACCUUAUUCGACGGACGGCCCAUCGAGUCGCUGUCUCUGAUUGACGCUGUAAUGCCAGAUGUAGUCCAGACCAGGCAGCAGGCCUACAGGGACAAGCUGGCUCAGCAGCAGGCGGCAGCAGGAAGUGGCAGCAGCACAGGCCCCCAGGGAAGUACCAAGAACGGGGAGGGAGCUGCCAACGGGGAGGAAAACGGAUCCCACGCCUUAGCCAAUCACCACUCAGAGAUGAUGGAGGUGGACAGAGACGUGGAGAUCCCCCAAAGUAAAGCCAUGGUUCUGAGGGGCCACGAAUCUGAAGUUUUUAUCUGUGCCUGGAACCCAGUGAAUGACCUCCUUGCCUCAGGGUCCGGGGACUCAACAGCACGGAUCUGGAACCUAAGUGAGAACAGCACAGGCGGAUCCACCCAGCUGGUUCUGAGGCACUGCAUAAGGGAAGGAGGCCAGGACGUACCAAGCAACAAAGACGUCACCUCACUGGACUGGAAUAGCGAGGGGACGUUGCUAGCUACAGGCUCAUAUGACGGCUUCGCUAGAAUAUGGACAAAAGACGGCAACCUGGCCAGCACCUUAGGUCAGCAUAAAGGUCCUAUAUUUGCACUCAAGUGGAAUAAGAAAGGAAACUUCAUCCUCAGUGCGGGUGUAGACAAGACCACGAUUAUUUGGGACGCCCACACGGGAGAGGCAAAGCAGCAGUUUCCUUUCCAUUCGGCUCCUGCGCUGGACGUGGACUGGCAGAGCAACAACACGUUUGCCUCUUGCAGCACAGACAUGUGCAUCCAUGUGUGUAAGCUCGGUCAGGACAGACCUGUCAAGACCUUCCAGGGACACACGAAUGAGGUGAACGCCAUCAAGUGGGAUCCCACUGGCAGUCUACUGGCUUCCUGCUCAGAUGACAUGACACUGAAGAUCUGGAGUAUGAAGCAGGACUCGUGUGUCCAUGACCUCCAGGCCCACAGUAAAGAAAUCUACACCAUCAAGUGGAGCCCCACAGGCCCUGGGACCAACAACCCCAGCGCCAACCUCAUGCUGGCCAGUGCAUCGUUUGACUCCACGGUGCGUCUCUGGGACGUGGAGCGUGGUGUGUGUAUCCACACACUGACCCGCCACCAGGAGCCUGUCUACAGCGUGGCCUUCAGCCCUGAUGGCAGGCACCUCGCCAGUGGCUCCUUUGACAAGUGUGUCCACAUCUGGAACACUCAGACUGGUGCUUUAGUUCACAGCUAUCGAGGGACAGGAGGGAUCUUCGAGGUUUGCUGGAACGCCACAGGGGACAAAGUAGGAGCCAGCGCGUCAGAUGGAUCAGUUUGUGUAUAGACCUGAGGAAAUGACACUCGCCUGGGGGAGCCAUGGACCGACUGCGAAUGUGUACAUAGCCAAAAUGACUGACUGUCCCUGCCUGUCCGCCACACUGCUGUAGUCCCAUCAGAUGCCAUGGCCAAUCCAACCCUCCCCCUCUCCACAUGUACACACAAGGACCACACCCUAACCACACACAGUUGUUGUGCACAUGCGUUCGACAUACGACAGGUGUGUUUGACAUGCAUGUCACUCGCACAGACCUGCAGGGAGAAACGUGUCUGUGAUGUCACUCUGUAUAAGCCCGUGGACCCAUCACAUUCAAACCAAAACACCAGGAUCCAUCCCGCUUUCCUCUUUUUACCCUUUGUACCAGAAUUCUACACAUUGGUGUUUCUGUUGGUGUGUGCAUAUUGCAUAUGUCAGCAUCUGGUGUCCUGUGGACAUUUUUGUUGAGUUUGGAUUCUUAUGAUCUCUGUUGGUUUGAUAUUUCAUGUUGGGUGGGGGAGAAAGGGAGGGGAGGGUGUGUUUGUUUUUUAGGAAACUGUUCAAUGGGAGAUCCAUUCAUCUACUUCUUGGCAUUCGUUAAGGUCAAAAAAAUAAGAUGUACAGCAGAGAAGAUAAAAUGGUUUAGAAUUACAGCAAUUCUAUUUAAUCCAAUAGAUUUGUUCCUUUCUCGCCAUUUCUAACAAAGUGUAAAGCAGUUCAUCAAAGGAGAGUGCUCCUUUGUUCUUGCAACUUUUAUCCUCAGAAAUUGUUUUUCAGGUUUUCACACUUCAUCAGGUUAACACAGUGCUCAAAAGAAUUUGAAAAAACCCUUCAGGCUGAAAGAUAAUCUGUGUUGCUGUUAAACACUGUGUGGAUCUCAUGUUCAUACCGCGUGCUGGGCAGAAAAACUUCAACGCUUCAGGUUUCUCUCACCGAGCUCACCCUGGAUCUGAACAAACAGGCGGCCAUGCUACAGUGUCAGCAGUGAGGUAACACAGCACAGGAAUAGACUUGACUUCUGCCGCCAGUCACAGCUUCUGGGACCUAUAGGAAAGAGAGAGAUUGAGAGAUGUAGGAAAUCAGGCCUGUGACGGCUCACAUCCAUCUAUGUAAACAAUACUGUUAAUUCUGCUCGUUUCCUCCAUUAAUGUCUUGUUACCAUCCAAUGCUGAAUGAUAAUCAGACUAAGUCUAUCUAAUUGUGUCCUGUUUCCCUUCCACUGUCAUUAAACAAGAGGACAUCAAAUGGAGCAUCACUUCCUCAGCAGGACGCAGGCUUUCUGAUGGCGCCUUGGCUAACAUUUUAACUUAAUGAUGAUACUCGAGGUCAUAUCACAGUUUGUUGAACAGUUUGCAGUUGGUUUUCAAAAUGUCUAGAUUUUGCUGUUACAUUUGCAGCUUUCAUGUCCAGCACUGAAUUUGGUGACACACUACAGUCCUUGCUGGGGUUGCUCUUUUUUUUAGGCAGACGAGGUCCAGCAAUGACACACACACAUGCACACACACAGUCACACACACAGUCACACACAUUCUCUGGAGAUGGCCUACAUUCAGGUCUAUGCACCCCACAGAGUGCGCUUUGGUUUGUGGUGUUCAGAGGUGGCGUUUUGAGGCAAGUCUGUUUCCUGUUUUAAGCAGCGUAUGACUUGACUAAUGCAUAUAAAAUAAAUAUAUAUAAAUAUAUAUCUGUGCUAUCACAGGGGAUUCUUUAAUAAGCCAUUCGGACACUAAGUGGGUUUUAAAGUUACUUUUCAAAAAACGCUUGAAACAGUGUGUGAUGUUUUGGAACAUCACCGGGGGCGCAGCCAUGAGGAAUGGUUUUUAUAAAAUACCAUUAAACAGUCAUAGAGAAAUAAAAAGCAGCCCUUUCAAAGGGUGUUUUCUGCUGCACUUUAGAUCGAAACAUGGGAACAGGGAGGUGUGUUUGUUAAAGCCGUCGUACACACAUUGGUUUAAAAUGCUCUUAAAGAUGAAUCAGAACUAAAGCAGAAAGUGUUCAGAGGUAAUAAAGGUCUACUCAAGCUUUUGUCAAAUCAAAAUCAAGCCAACUUCAUGGCAUUCCAGGUCUCAUCUCACCAACAGCUGGACACACACACAAACACACACACACACACGCACACACAUUUAUAUGUCACCGGACAUUUCAGAGGUCUCAUUCAGAAUGUUUGUUGUUUUAAAAAUUUUGUACUGAUGCUAAAGACUAUAUUUGAAGUUUGCUUUAAUACAGUCAGCAAUUAUUGGACUGUACCACAAAGACACUAUUUCAAUGAUGUCUAUGACAGUGGAAUGGUAUUUUAUAAUGUUUUGUUUUUAGACAAGAAGCUUUUUACACUGCAUUCAAGUGUUUGCUAUUUUUUGUUCCUACAAAAGUACUAACGUUCAUUCUAUCUUUGCUAUGUUGGAGAGUCCUUGAAGGUUUUGUACUUCUCAAAACUUUUGUAAUUUUGAUUUAUUUGUAGCUACAAACACCAAUUGAACAAAAAAAAGGUUAAAAAAAUGAUUUGAUUUCAUUGUUGAUGUAAAAUAACAGAACAUGUAAAUAUCAAUUUGCAGAUUUUUUUUUUUGUGUUGUCUUUGCCCUCACCUUUGUCUCUUUCGAUCUCACUCACAUGGUUGCAGCCUGCAGCCUCCUGAUCUGACUGUUGUAAUAUCACUCAGAUUUCAAGGUCUAGAAUAAAGUCUAUUUUGAUAAUACUAA
This is a messenger RNA of Notolabrus celidotus (New Zealand spotty), 4573 nucleotides long. It is a transcript of the gene tbl1xr1b, whose product is annotated as tbl1x receptor 1b. Gene Ontology annotation, molecular function: protein binding; transcription corepressor activity. The coding region runs from base 644 to 1906 and encodes 420 amino acids. Gene Ontology annotation, cellular component: histone deacetylase complex. The transcript has 16 exons. The record is from RefSeq and is a predicted model, not a curated record. Lineage: Eukaryota; Metazoa; Chordata; Actinopteri; Labriformes; Labridae. Gene Ontology annotation, biological process: regulation of transcription by RNA polymerase II.